Chilo suppressalis (striped riceborer) is the source of this 2058-nucleotide messenger RNA. Lineage: Eukaryota; Metazoa; Arthropoda; Insecta; Lepidoptera; Crambidae. The record is from the annotation of a GenBank genome assembly.
AUUCAAUUCAUUGCACAACGAAAAGCGAAAAUAAUAAAAAUUCGCCUUUGCUUUGAUCUCUCUCUGCUGUUUUAAGUGAUUAAAAGUGUUUGUUAUAAAUUACUUGUCAGUAAAAUUUAAACAUUGGUUAAGAUUUGAUACAGUAACUUACACACAAAAAAACAUGUUCCGUUUUAUAGUUGCGUUGUUGAUAAUCAACUCCUAUUCAGGCAGUUCGGGAGCUCCUACAAAAAAUGUUUCGCUCUCUUUUUUGCUGAAUGAUCUUGCUAAUAAAUGUAGUAGUUCGUUUCUGUCGACCCAGAUGGAAAACAGACUCGGCGAUUGUCAUGUGUCUGUUCCUCCGUAUCAAAAGAAGCAACUUGAAUGUCUAUUAUUUUACGAUAUAAAUAGACAGCUUUGCGAAGCUGUCGCCUCAUCCAAGUUGAAUCUUAAUGAAGACUACACUUCCAAAAUACUAGCAGAACAAGAUGGAACACAGCUGUGUGCCGCCUCAAAGGAUUGGACUUUUACUAACAUCAGUGAGGUGUAUAAUAAAACAGUAAAUGCUGUGUUUCAUGACCCAGCUAAGUGUUUCAAGUUUUGUGUUCUUGACAGCGAUAAUGUUUUGAGUGUGGACACCACUUUUUACUGUAAAUACUUCAAAUGGGGGUCAAAUAUGUUGAAGUCUCAGUUGAGUAUAACUAACCCCGAGAAUAAUGCAGACAUUGUUGUUCAUAUACCAAAUGAAAAUGUUUCUAUAAAAAAUAAUUCUGAUACAAGCAGUAAACCUGAUAUUGAUACUGAGAAUGAUCUUCCAUCUAAUCAUGACAGCACAAACACUAUAAAAAUCCUCCAGCCUAAUGUUGCUAGUUCUAAAAGUGAUUCUAUCACAUCUACAAAUAAAGUGAACUCAGAAAUAGUGGUUACACCAAACAAACUUGAACAAAAUACAGUCCAUGUUAAACAAAAUGAUGUCUCUGAAGUUACUGAUGGCGAUAAGGAACACAAUAUUUCAAUCCCCAGUGUAAAUACAGGGACCUUAAUGAAUGGUUUAAAACCACCCUUGGAUGCUAGAUUAUUAGCUCACAAAGAAAAAACAACAAGCACAAUAAGUCCAGUUGAAAACAACAAUAAGAAAAUAGAGACGGGCAAAGACGGUACAAGUCAGGAUGUGAUAAAUCAGAUUGAAAACAGACCUGCCAUUGAUAAUGGAGAUCCCGAUGACUAUCCUGCAAAUGACAAUGAUUCAGAGGAAGUCAGAGACGGGCUUGGUGACACUCAUGUUGAUGAGGACCCAGAUGAUACAUUAGAUACUGCUAAAAUAGAACAGAUUGUAAAUAAAAAGGAAUUGAAAAUGGAUGAACAGAAGAUUGACAAUAAUGAUCUUCUACCUAAAGAAUCAUAUUCCAAUACCAUUCCUGAUUUUGCCGAGGAAGAUGAUCAUUUCUUUCCAUUUUUCUUAACAGCCAUAAUAAUGGUUGUGUUGCUGUAUAUCCUGUACCAUAAUAAGAACAGAGUGAGCAAAGUGGUCCUCGGUCUGAUAGUGGAAGGUAGGCAACCAGGCCGUCGUCGCAACAGCAGAGGGCAUGCAUACCGACGCCUCGAUACUUUAGAGCAAGCUAUGAGCACGAAUACAGCAGCACCGCCCAGUAAAAUCAUCUACUGAAUCAACUUUCAACAUUUAGGUAAAAAAAUCAGAGACCCAUUUGUGGUACCCUAUAAGUAUAUUGUGUUAAAUUUUCUUUUGUAUCUUAUGCCAAUUUUGCACUUUUAUAUUAGCUAUUGAUGAUUUUUUUUCGUCUACGGCUUCUAGUAAGGGUGCCACUGAUUCACAGCAGCUAACUUCUUUGCAUUUGUUUUCAGCUUUGAUUUAAAAUUUGGCUGAAGUACUGUAUGUACUACCUAAGAAGUCCUUUUUUAUUGAAUACUUUGUAAAUCUAACCAUAAUCAAAAUAUGUUAGUGGUGUCUGCUUUGAUUUAAGGUAAGAUUUUAGUUUUCUGUGUAUCAUAAUCAUAUAGUUAUAUUAUGCGCCAUUUCUCAAGUGAAACAAAAGCCGUGAUCCUAUAUUUUAUUGCGAG